Molecule: messenger RNA, 6585 nt
Organism: Porites evermanni
Lineage: Eukaryota; Metazoa; Cnidaria; Anthozoa; Scleractinia; Poritidae
Source: the annotation of a GenBank genome assembly
CUUUGAUUAAUGGGUCUAGUCGGGAACAAAAGCCCGAGAACGAUGGUCAUUCAUUACAUUUGCUAGUGAUUGCUUGCAAUAAGCGUUUGCCUCUAUAUGCUAAAUACAGAAAAGAACAAAUUGGCGUCCAGUUAUCUACAAGGGGCAUUUAAAAUUGUGGAGCAUUAACACCUUGAAGGAAAUGAAUUGCGCCAGCCGGGUAAACUAGCGAAGCACCAGCACUCAAAUUCUGCCUUAUAAUUCGCCUGUUUUCAUCACAUUUUAGAGCAUAAUUACUGACGUUUUAAGCUCAAUAGUGAAUUAUCUACCGGCAAGAAGGAGGUAUUUCUGUGGUUGACUUGUGUUUAUCGACUGGCGAGUAUAUAUACAAGUCGCCUGUGGACAUUAGCAGUUGACGGAAACACCAAAGUGGUUUUAUUUUACAUUCGAAAGGAUUCCAAAUUGCAACAGUUCUCUAGGUUUCAAGCUCCGAUCUACCUGCCUACGUGUUUCACCUUGUGAAUUCCUCUGGAAAACCCAGCACAGUCUGACUCGAGAUAAACGUUCAGGAAAGACGAAAAAACAUCAAUAUUAGUUCGCUUUGCUGUGUAGGUAGUUUGAAACGGGACAUCUGCGUACACUUUUGACUUAUCGGGAAUAUUAUGAACAGCAAAAUGCCGGUUGCAGUACAAUCUUAUGCCGAGAGAUUUGCAGCAAAUUGGAAGGCACAGAACCCUGAAGACGACGAGGACGAGAAAUCAUCGCUUGAUGACAGUUUGACCAAUCUGCAGUGGCUUCACAGCAUCAGUGUUCAGGACAUCGCGCCGGUGACUACUUCAAUUGCUCCUUCACCUAGCCCUUCCUCAAACUCAUGUGAUUCGGACGAUCGAAGCGACACCAGCGACGGAUAUAAAGACGUCAAUUCCAAAGAACCAAACAUUGACUACAAAAAUGAUGCGAAUCACAAGCCCCCGUAUUCCUACGCCACGCUAAUUUGUAUGGCCAUGCGAGAAACCAAUAAGACCAAGAUCACCCUUAGUGCGAUUUAUAAGUGGAUCAAGGAGAACUUCAUGUAUUACAGAGUAGCAGAUCCAACAUGGCAGGUACGAAAUUUUCAACAAUUAUCUUACAGUUUUUAUUUUAUUUUUCGAGAUUUCAGCGCAAACUUUCACCGGCUAAACACCAUCAGCCGACCAUUGUGUUUGAUCUACCUCGUUACGCAUAUUCUCGUUAACGAGGGGCUUUUAAAUUGAUACGAUUAUAAGUUGUAUUAGCACAAAUUUUGAUGGAAGAUUUUUCCCUUUGUGUUAAACAAAUUUGUUCGCAUUUAUUAGCGGCUUGUCUUUGGGUGCUUCGAAUUUUUGAAAACCUGUAUUUUGCUUCGACAGAGCGGGUUGCAAUCGACUCAGACAGCAGGUCAUAGGAUCUUGUGGAGCGGCUUGUGAAUAUGGUUUACAAAUAAAGGCCACUUGGAUAGCUUAUGAAUAUAUUUUAUUUACACUUGCAUGGAAUAAUUUCCUUACCAAAAUAAUUUGAAGCGAAAAACGCUGAUCAGACAUAAGGAGUAUUGUCCACCGAAGUUAAAAAAAAAAGUAAUGGAUUGUUUGCACUAUUGCGGGACAGUUUUCGAAUGUUACAAAGUGUGUUUUUACCGCAGACGAAUUGCUCUAUCGUGGAUAACUUAAGCUUUCGAAGAGGAAAAAGUGGCAGUUAUGCUCGCUGUUUUAUUCGCUUUUCUUAUUUAAAUACAUUUACAAUAAUACCCGCAAAUUCAUAAUCGUGGGCGGAAUUUUUUCGGCUUCGUUCGGUGAAUUAAAGACAAGUCUCAGUUACAUAAUACCAUUACCACCAAUAACGAUGUCCUAUACAUUGGAAAGCGAAUAAUAUUAUUUAUCUCGCAUUCGCUUUCAACUAUUAGAUUUCGGGAACAAAAUCCCCGAUAUUCUUGUUUUCUUGAAAUUUGAAGGUUUCAUGCAAAUGCCUUGUAUGACAUGUAUUUUAAUGUACUUUUCAGAUUUUCACACCGGGGCAAUCCGGGGCUAUUUACUUCACGUCGAGACGAAACAAUAGCAGUUUAUGUAAUUCUUUCACAAAAUAAUCUGACUGCCCCAAUGGUGGUAGAACUCAAGUUUACAGUGAACAAUAUAUUUGAUUGCAAAUAUCCCUCCAUAAAAAAGGAAAUAGAAAGAAAAUAUUAAAUACGACAUCCAGCAAUGAGAAAAAGGAUAUAACUAAAGUACUUUUUAAAACUGUUGCCAAUUUCCUUGCCAUCUGAAACAGUAGUCAUUCUAAAAAUAAACUUUUCAAUUAAUAAUAGAACAGAAUAAUAUUAUGUCUUACAAAAAAGAAUAUUAUUUUCAAACUCUUAAAUUUACUUCAACAUUGUUUUUAUAAACCUAAAACUUUUAAAAUGGUUUCACUGUGUCACUUCACUCUCACUUUUUUUGCAAUAACAUUUCUUGUAGGUAGGAAAGUUUCAGAUAAGUAAAUAUAACUACUACUUAUUAUUAUUAUUAUUAUUAUUAUUAUUUGUUUUCACACUAUAAAAUAUGGUAAAAUAAGGUGACAAGACAUUAAAUAAUGUGAAAAGUUACAAAAUGCAAGCAAACUGUUAAUGGAAAGGAAGUCGGUGAGAAAAUUACAAAACAUAAUUACCUAGGGACUAUCACAGUUAUAUUUCAAUAUUCAAAUGAAUUCUCUUUGACUGUUAAUUACAAAGUUAGAAUAAUUUUAAUGAGACAAAUAAUUUUGAGGCAACACAUUGCUUCCUUUUGAAUUAUUUUCACCAAGAUCAGGGUUAAAAAACUAUAACCAUCAUUGCAAAAUGCUAUAAAGUAAUAAACUGCGAGAAAACUGAAGUUAAUCAUUCUGGGGUGAUAUCUCAGGAAUAAACAGAAAUAGACUAAUACCUCUUGGCUUUACCAGUUAUCAAUUAAUAAACAUUUCUCCAGCCUUGUAUUAUUCACAGCUUUGCUGUAAAUGUGUCUUAAUAUUUUUUUUAGCAUUAUCACACGCAAAAGUUUUCCUGUGUUGAGGUCACAUCACUUAAACUAAAGAAUGAACCAAACUUUCAUCAUUUGUUUUGGAGGUCUAUUAACAAAGACCCGUUACAUUCAAAAGAAAUAGAGAAUGAGCUGUUGUCAUUAAUUUAAUGCCAAUGGUACUAGGAAAACUGAGAUGACUGCCAGUUGCCGAUAAGAGCAUCUCUUUGUUACACAAGACAAUAACACUAUACUGUGAAUUAUAACAUUGAAUCAUUUUUCACUCUACCAUCAUGUGGUAUUUGAGGCAUAAUAAGUACAUGUGCCAUAAUAGCAAUGUUGGUUUAGUCCCUGAUAAAAUGUGACAACCACUGUAAUAGCAAUUUACUCCAAAUUCUCUGCUAAUUUUUUGAUUCUUCACAUUCACUGAAAAAUCAAGACCUCAUUAAAAAAUAAUUAGUAUUGUUGACAAGUGCAUCACUCAUUACUGGCCAUGGUCUUCGGGAGUGGUCAGUUCAGGAAUAUUUCAUCCUUGGAGACCCAGAGGCAGUUAGUCGGGACGAUACUUUAAAGUAUUCCAUUAAAUUUUUAUCUGUUCGGGUAGACAUGAGUCAGACCCUCGGUUAGCAUACAAAGCAAAUUAUGAUUUUUGUUUUAUUUUGCUUCAAAGAGGCUAAUUCAGCUCACAAACUAACUGACCGACCAUUGUGCUGGUUAACUUAGUUUUUAGUUGAGGAGAGUUUGUCUGAGUCAUACUAAAGGAUGUGGAAAAGAUAUAAUAUAUUAUUUUAUUUUUCCCUGACUGAGUGUACACACAAAAUUAGUACUUUUUGGUCCAAUGGUAUCACAACAAUGAGUAAAAAAAAAGAAAUAUUAUAAUGUAAUAAAAAGAAAUGUUUGCCACCAUGCAACAGUAUUAAAAAGGUCUUGCUUGCUGUAACCUUAUUCAUAUUAUUUAUAUCUUUCAGAAUUCAAUUCGCCACAAUUUAUCCUUAAACAAAUGUUUUGUAAAAGUUGCCAGAAACAAAAACGAACCAGGCAAGGGAGGCUUUUGGAAAAUUGAUCCUGCUUAUGCUGAUAUGUUUGUUGAUGGAGUCUUUAAGAGACGAAGGGGUGUUAACACACAGAAGCCUUCUAAGAGAGGCUCUUCUUCAAAACCAAGUAAAAAGGCUUCAAACAAGAGACCAUCAGACAGUGUAAAACAAGAAAAUGAUGAACCAUGGGCAAAAAAGAAAUUUAAACCAGUUAAAAUUAAAAUUGAACCGGAGAGUGAUGAAGAGGAGUUCUACGAAGAGGAGGAAAUUGCACCAUUUUCUGGUGGAAUUAAGGAGGAAUUCAGUUGGAUGACAGUGUUAACAAAUGAUGAAAUUGAUGAAAGCAUUAGAGAAAUAGCUGAUGCUCACGGAAUUUCCUUUGAGAAUUCACUAUCUACUAUAACCCUUUCGGGUAUUGCCACGCCCAAUUGCUUAAGCCCCCCGCCAUCAACUGAAAGUACUGAGGAGAAUUUUCAAGUUGAUCCUGACCUGGACUUAACAAUAAGAGGAGUGGGACUCCUUCCUUCUCGUGAAAAUUUAGCAACACCAUCUCCAACAACCUUGACAGAUGCUGCACAGUCUGUGUUCAACAUGCCGCCAUCCCCACCUCUAAUGUAUGAGGAGGAGCAUCCCUGGGCAGAGACUGGGAAUGACUUUUUUGACUGCUUUGAGCUGGAUGAAAAUAAUAAUAUUUGGUAAUCUUAAGAUGACCAGCUGUAGGCUUUUUCCUUCAAUUAGUGCCCAUAAGUUCUAUGUCCAAGAUGAACAACUCAUAAUUUUUGGAAUGAUAACAGUAACAUAGAAGUCAACUCAUCCAGUACUUUUGCGUUAACUCUUUAAGUCUCAAUAGUGACCAACAACAAGUUUCUCCUAACAAUAUCCAUACACUGUCAAGAGAUAAAGUUAUGAGAAUUAAUAAAAUGAUCAUAAUAGAGAAAAUUCCAAGACCUUUUAUCAAAUUCUCUCAACUAAUUCUUAAAGGAGAUGUAUGGAGAUCAGUUUGGAGAAUUUGUAUGUGGAUACUGGGGCUUAAAGGGUUAACAUGUUUAAAUGAGCACUAAUGGUUACAGUUCAAAUUAAGGUUAAAAAAAUGCCUCUUCAGAGAACUCAUGUCUUCUUAAAACAAUAAUUCAAACUAUAUAUAGAUCAUUCAUUCUAAUACUGUUGCUAACAGAUCAACAGCAGUCUCAUUAAUUAACAGCUGCUGUUGCAAUCAUCUGAAGUUUUCUCAUCUAAAAUGUACAUAAUUUAAAAGAAAUCAUCCAGACUAAUGCACUUUUCAUAAGGUCAGGUAUAAGGUUCUUUUUUAAAACAUAAUUCUCAUAGUAUGUAGCCAGUUUCCCCAAGAGCUUUUAGUACAAGCAUGAAGUUAACAUACCUACAAGUUAUGUUGAAUUUCAUGUUAGAUUUUAUUUAGCAUUCUCUAAGAGAAAAAGUGAAUUUUGUAACACAACAUGAAGGUUUUAAGUUAAGAAGAAACACUAGCUCUAAAAGCAGUAUUUUUGUAAAUAAAGAAAUGUAAAGUGAAGUUGUCUUAAUUUAUAGAUCUUUUAGGUUGUAGUUUAUGUUGUAUACUGUAGAUAAGUAGUUACCAUAUGAAUGACAGCUAUAUUAGCAACAACUGGCAAGAAUAAGGCAGGGCCCUUGUUCUUUACAAGGUGUUCUGGUGUACAUAUAUAUGGAUUAUAAAUUUCAAAGGAGUCAGAUUAGAUCAGUGAGUCCACUUGGAUUGUUGACUCUUUAGAUUUUUGACUCUCUCCUCCACAGAGGUUCCCCUGGGUUUUCCACUAAAAAUAGCAAUAAUAUUAUUAUUUGGUAUGCAGUGGACAAUGGAAAGAGGGAAACCUCUUUGAUUUUCCCCUCUCUCCAGCCUUCCUACGACACAAAGAAACAGUUUGGAGGAGAGAAGGAUUUUGAUCUUCACAAAGAAGAGAACCCUUAGUAGCCCGCGAACACAGAGGUAUUUUCAGUCUUCGCUUCUCUCCACCUGUUUUUUUAAGUGACAACCAGAAAUAUGUCUGUGUUUGCAGGCUACACCCUUAGUUGAUGGAUGCAGUUGUUACAAGUAAUGGGGUUGCAAUCAUGCUGCACUCCCUUCAUCAACUUAUGCAACACAGGGUAUAAAAUAACUACAAUUCAAAGAUUUAAAUAGGCAAAGUUUAAUAUUUUGAAAAGCUAUCAGAUAAUUUUUGAGGAGCCUGUGAGAAAACUAACUGUCAAACAUUGUGUGCCCAAGCAAUUUGGAUCAGUUUUCGGCAAUAUUUCAUUAUGACAUGCAGAGGCAAGUAGACUUUGCAAUUCUUAAUUUUUCAGAGUAAUAAUACUAAGAAUGACAGUAAAAGGUAUUGCACAAAAGUUGAGAUUAUGGUUUUUGUUAUAGAUUGAAUUAAAUAUUGUAAGAAAGAAACUAUUGCUAUUUUUUAAGAAAACAGAGUGUAUAGCAAAGCAUAGUGUAUGUACAUAUUUUAUAAUAUAUUAUUUUGCACCACUUCCAUAUAAAUGACACUUACCAUUAGUCUACAAAACAUCAAUGAGAUUCACUAAGGAUAUUUUUGAUUUGGUGGUUAUUAAUAUCUUGAAGUUUGUGGAAG